AUGAAGAAAAUGCCUUUGUUCAGUAAGUCUCACAAGAAUCCUGCUGAAAUAGUGAAAACUCUCAAGGAAAACAUGUCAUUGCUAGAAAAGCAAGAUAAAAAAACAGAGAAGGUAAUUUUUUUUUUUUUUUCUGGGGCUUAACCUUAAUAACUAUAUAUAUAUGCAAUUUUAUGUUUAUAACCAUCAACCAUAAUAUGUGUAAUUACAAAUAUACAGUGAUAUACAUACAUACAUACAUACAUGUGUGUGUGUGUAUGUACGCAUUGGACACAUUAAGAUACUGGGGGGGAAAGGGAAUGAGACACAUGGAGGGACUGGGGGGAAUGGGAAUGGGACACAUGGAGGGACUGGGGGGAAUGAGAAUGGGGCACAUGGAGGACUGGGGAAACAGGGCACAUGGAGGACUGGGAAUAGAGGACACAUGGAGGGACUGGGGUAGGACACAUGGAGGGAAAGGAUGGGAAUGGACACACUGGGAGGAAGGGGAUGGGAAUGGGACACAUGGAGGAAAGGGGAUGGAAUGGGACACAUGGGUGGACUGGGGAUGGGAAUGGGACACAUGGAGGACUUGGGGGGAUAGGAAUGGGACACAUGGAGGGACUGGGGGUGAUGGGAAUGGGACACAUGGAGGGACUGGGGAAAUGGGACACAUGGAGGGAGGGGUGGAUGGGAAUGGGACACAUGGAUGGACUGGGGGAAUGGGACACAUGGAGGGACUGGGGGGAAUGGGAAUGGGACAUAUGGAGGGAAUGGGACACAUGGAGGGAAUGGGAAUGGGACACAUGGAGGGAAUGGGAAUGGGACACAUGGAGGGAAUGGGAAUGGGACACAUGGAGGGAAUGGGAAUGGGACACAUGGAGGGAAUGGGAAUGGGACACAUGGAGGGACUGGGGGGAAUGGGAAUGGGACACAUGGAGGGACACAUGGAGGGACUGAAUGGGAAUGGGACACAUGGAGGGACUGGGGGAAUGGGAAUUGGACACACAGAGGGAAAGGGAAUGGGACACAUGGAGGGACUGGGGGGAAUGGGAAUGGGACAUGGAGGGAAUGGGACACAUGGAGGGAAUGGGAAUGGGACACAUGGAGGGAAUGGGAAUGGGACACAUGGAGGGAAUGGGAAUGGGACACAUGGAGGGACUGGGGGGAAUGGGAAUGGGACACAUGGAGGGACUGGGGGAAUGGGAAUGGGACACAUGGAAGCACUGGGGGGGAUCGGAAUGGUAAACAUGGAAGGACUGGGGGAAUGGGAAUGGGACACAUGGAAGGACUGAGGGCAAUGGGGAUACAUGGAAGGACUAGGGGGAAUGGGACACAUGGAAGUACUGGGGGAAUGGGAAUGGAACACAUGGAAGGACUGGGGGGAAUGGGAAUGGGACACAUGGAGGGACUGGGGGAAUGGGAAUUGGACACACAGAGGGAAAGGGAAUGGGACACAUGGAGGGACUGGGGGGAAUGGGAAUGGGACAUAUGGAGGGAAUGGGACACAUGGAGGGAAUGGGAAUGGGACACAUGGAGGGAAUGGGAAUGGGACACAUGGAGGGAAUGGGAAUGGGACACAUGGAGGGAAUGGGAAUGGGACACAUGGAGGGAAUGGGAAUGGGACACAUGGAGGGACUGGGGGGAAUGGGAAUGGGACACAUGGAGGGACUGGGGGGAAUGGGAAUGGGACACAUGGAGGGACUGGGGGAAUGGGAAUUGGAUGGGACACAUGGAGGGACUGGGGGGGAUCGGAAUGGGAAACAUGGAAGGACUGGGGGAAUGGGAAUGGGACACAUGGAAGGACUGAGGGCAAUGGGGAUACAUGGAAGGACUGAGGGCAAUGGGGAUACAUGGAAGGACUGAUGGGAAUGGGGACACAUGGAAGGACUGGGGGGAAUGGGAAUGGAACACAUGGAAGGACUGAUGGGAAUGGAACACAUGGAAGGACUGGGGGGAAUGGGACACAUGAAGGGACUGGGGGGGAAAGGGAAUACAACACAUGGAGAGGCUAGGAGGAAAGGGAAUGAGACUUGAAGGGGCUGCUGGAAAAGGAACAAGACAUGUGGAGAGGCUGGGCGAGAGGGAAUGAGACACAUGGAGGGACUGUGUGGGAGGAAUAAAACACUUGGGGGGAUCAGACACAUUUGAAGCGGCCCCAGGGCAAUUAUCCCACCGGGACCUGGGGUGGUUUCUAGUCGUGCGUGCGUUUGUUUUUUUUAAACUUUAAAGAAUGAGUUUAUUGUAAAUCCAGGAGUGCCGGUAUUUUUGCAGCAAGGUGUGUGUGUAAUAUAUAUAUAAUGUAUGUGCUGUGAAGUGUGUGUACAUAUCUUUUAUUUAAAACCAUAAAAAUACUUGAUAGUAAUUAACAGUUUCUUCAUCUGAGUCAUACUAAUGUUCCAAAAUCUGUCAGUCCUAGUUUACAAUUCUAUACAUUCCUCCCUUUCACUACACCCACGGGUUUGUUAUUGUUCAGUACAAUAAGGCUGUCACACAUUAAUCGAAUCACUUGGGGUUUAUGCACUAAACAUUGAAUUGUAGGCAAAGGGUGCUGAUUUGGAAGAAUGUUCUACCUCAACUUAAGUCAGGUUAUAGGUUCUUAGAUUAUGUUAGCCUAAGUUGUGCAGUUAGGUUUUAAAUGCACAAUGAAAACCUUAAUGGCAGCUUCUAAAAAGUUCUCUUUGCUUCAUUCAGUUCUAUAAAAACCAGGUUAGGGGUGAGAUGCGUAUUGUUGUACAUUGAUGUCACCUAACUGAUAUAUUGUGUUGCUGACUGUACUUUAAAGUGCUCAAAGCAUUUAUUGGCUAUUGAAAAUUGAUUACACUAGCUUUGAUAGAUGUGCUAAAUGGUAUUCUUCCCAGCACUGUGUAGCUAGUCUAAGUUGCUGUAGAGAACAUCAAGGGUUUGUGGUUUUCCCUGACCCCAAUCUAGAGUGUUACGCAAUGGAUAUACAUAGCCAAGGUAAUGGGGUUCUUCGGAUUUUAAAUCCGUCAGCAGAUUAAUAAAUAUUCUAACUUCUAUGUAUAUCAGGUUGGCCUUUUUUUUUGUUUGUUUGUUUGCUUUUGUUUACUGUAAUGGUCAGUAUAAACCAUUCAUGUAUCUCCUAUAUAGGCCUCUGAAGAAGUUUCAAAAUCCCUCCAAGCUACAAAGGAGAUUUUAUGCGGUACGGGAGACAAGGAACCCCAGACUGAGACGGUUGCCCUCUUGGCCCAGGAAUUAUAUAACAGUGGUCUGUUGGUGACAUUGAUAGCUAAUCUGCAUCUCAUUGACUUUGAGGUAUGUAUGAUCCCUAGGAGUACAUGUAUCUCGUGUAGGUAGUGUUGGACAAUAUGAAUCUUGUAAAAUAUUGCACUCAGCCUGUCACUCAGUUUUCGCAUUUGUAAAUAAAGAACAUGAUAGGAUUACAUAGAAAUUUUCUUAGCAGAGCCUAAAGACAGGAUAAUUAGGAGGAGCUUGACAAAAUUACUUGUUUUAUAAAGUAAUACCAGAGGUUGGGAAGAGAUACAAAUGGGUAGUUGUGCAAAAGCCUUCCAAACUUUUUGUCGCAACAGUUUGUUUUUUUUAUUUGAAUUUGUAAGCCUUUUCUGACAAAAUAUUUUUUUACACAUUAUUUGUCAUGGAAUAGGUUUGUUUAUAGGCCAUAGUUUGUGUUAUGUUGUGGUGCAUAAUAGAUAGUGAAAUUAAGCAUUAGGGGAUGUCCAGUCUUUAUGGUUAUUUUGCAGUAUCACUACUUUAACAGUACCAAACUAUUCUUAGAAAUGUCUUGAGUGUUCAUGGUUAUCUAGAGAGUUUGCUAAACACGUUGGGUAUAAAUUAUGAUUUAUAGUGUGGAUCAAGUGUUAAAUAAAAUGGAUUAUAGUCAGGUAUAAGAAUGUUAGCAAUUUAGUGUAUGAUAUCUUUAGCUAUUCAGACGCUAUGUAUAGAAAUGUAUCUUCUUUGUAAAGAAGCACCCAAGGGUCACCAUGUGGCAUUCUGGGAGGAGAUGUGUAAUCUGCACGUAUCCAGCAAGCUAAGGAGUGAAGAACACAAUGCCAGAGGAUAUAUGUAUAGAGAUUGAGUGUACUGGGCCUGACCUAGCUAACAAAGCAUCCAACGUUGAAAUCUUGAUUUACGAGAUUAAGAGUUAACAGAUGGUGUUUUAUUAUAGCAAUUAACAUUGGUUUGGAUAGUUGCGCACAGGGCAAGUAUAGAAUAAAGUUGACAGAAAGCAGCAGUGUCAUAUAAGAUGUAACGUCCCUCUGGGUUUUGUGAGGUGGAGUGGAUAUUUAGUAACAACCCUACUCUUUCCUCCAAUUGCACGUCUGUGAGAGACUGGAUGAAUUACUACCUCUGUUGGCAGAGUUGGAUAAAGGGCCUGUUGAGCCUGGAGUUGAACUUUAAUUUCAGCACAUAAACGAUUUCUUAAACCUUGAAAACAUGUCUUUAACCUUUAAAUGUUAUUAUACAAAAGUCAAUAGAAAAUCUUGUGCAGUAAAGCCAAUCUUUUUAAUACUAUUCUGAAAUAUGUUCCAGAGAAAUAGAUCUGAUUACCUCAAUGCUGCCAAUUAUGUGUAACGGACUUAAAACACAUAUGACAUAGUAUUAACCCUCUCGGGGGCCGCUAACAUAAAUGACAAACUCACUCUGCCUUUUUGUAAGUGAUCACAAAGCUCAUGGGGAAAAGUCACUGCCUUUGAACACAGCCCUGGUUGUUUGCUACAUCGGUCUUAUCUCUAUGCCUGUGCAACAGAAAUCACUGGAGAGUGUGCUAUAAUGUGUCUUAAAAAGGGUCUCUGGUAUUUAUUAUUUAUAUAUAUAUAUAAUCUUUAACCAGGGAUAGCUGGGAAGAUUUGUAUGCAACAGGGUAAUUGCACUAUCCCAAACUCUGUUUACUACUAAGCUUUUUAGGCCUUUCUGCUGCCUUUGACACUGUUCAUCACAAAUUCCUUCUAAAAUAGUUUCUAUUCCUUCGUUAUUUAUGAUACUGCCCUGGCUUGUGUUAUACAAUUAUCAUUUUACUUUUUCAUUUCCGUCUGUCUUUGCCCUUCCAUUCUCCUCUCUGUACAGCCCCUCUUUCAGCAGCCUUAUACCGAGGUUUCCAACACCACUGUUUUGUAAAUGGUACUCUCCUCUUCUGCCCUCUUAUUCACUAAUUGCCUUUAUGCCAUCUCUUUGUGGAUAUGCCAAUGCUACCUGAAACUUAAGUGAAUGAAUCAGUGCUUUCUACCUCUAAAAUAUUGCAUGAAUCCAGCUGUUGUCCAUUUGAAAUCAUUGCGGAUCUCUAGAACUAAUAUGCUGUGAUAUAUGUAUCUGUCUCACAGGGGAAGAAGGAUGUGUCCCAGAUAUUCAACAACAUCUUGAGAAGACAGAUUGGCACUCGAAGUCCCACUGUGGAGUAUAUUAGUUCCCAUCAACAUAUCCUCUUUACGCUGCUUAAAGGGUAUGUUUAAUAUAAUAAUCUGGUGCUAUCUCUCUGGGUGUUCGUUUUGGAGUUUGAAAAAAAUGGAUGGUGGUUGUGGUGCUUUAAAAUUUAAAGGGACACUACUGCUCAAAUACAAAAAAAAAGUUCACUAUAUGGUAGAUGUAUGCCCAAUGAAAACAUGCAUGCAUUUAGUUUGGGCUUUUUUUCCCGCUCCAUUGUGAUUAAUCUAAAACAGCUUGUCUGCAGCCUUUGCAAGCCCUCCCAUUUUUCCCCAGUUCAGACUUGUGUAUUGAUUGUGGAUGCCCAAUCACAGACUUUCCAAUGCAGCUCAAUGAAACGUCUUUGAAAGGAAGAUGUUCUGGGGUAAAUUGCUUGCACUUUUAGUGUAGCUCGACUGGGCUCAACUACCAGGAAGUAAAAGAACCGGUGGUCUCAUUGACAGCCAGGGAGUGUAACAAAGUUAAUUUAUAAAAGUGCACAUUUUUAUUAAAAUCAGCAUUUUUGGGGGUAAAAUUUAAAGGAAAUAAAAAGGACAGACUCUUCAUGCACAAUGCAUUUCAGCAAACAGUGGUGCUUCAGGUGUUAAGUGUUCCUUUAACGGUGGAAUCGUGGGCAGAGCCGUGCAGCGCCAAGGGAAAUUAAUCCCUUCACCACGGAGGGCGUCCUUGACAGAGGAGGAAGCUAUAGUGCUAGGAAAAGAAGUUUGUUUUCCUGGCACUAUAGUUUCCCUUUAAUGAAACUCAGAGACAUACACUUAACAGGCAUAGAAAUGUCUUAUGGUUGUGAUUUGGUAUGAAAGCAUAUCAACUGGUAUCUGAGAUGGUGUCAGUCUGUCCUAAAGCCUGCUAAUUGCAGGGUAGACCAGCUUAACACUGUGUUUGAAGUGUAUAAGACUGAGUGAACUGCUUAGGACAGUUAUUACGAAUUAAAUAGAUGUUUCAGAAUCGAUGUAAGUAGGGAUUUUUAAUUGAAAAGAAGAAUUGUUUACACAUUUAACAGUUUAAUGUCAGCGUAUCUGAAAUGGAUCUAGAAGCCACUCAAAAAAGAGGGGGCCCUCAAAAUUUCUAAAACAGUGAAUAGCCAAGCAGACCAGCAAAGUUAACUUUAUGUUUAACCACACUUUGUUCUAUUUUUUAGCUUUGAAAUAACCAAUUUUAAUCUCGUUAGAUUUUCUGUAGCUUAGAAUUGUUAUUUCUUGUUUGUUUCUUUCUUUUUAAACUGUGGUAAACCCAGAACAAUAGCACACUCCAUGGUAUUUGAUUCUGAUUGGUAUUGUUAAAGGAACACUUUAGGAAUAUAAAGGUGUAUGCCUAAAACUAAAGUGUUACUCUGCGUUCCCCCCCCCAGCAAAAAAAGGUUAAAACCCAAGUUGUCGCUCUCCUUAUUCCAGAGCUGAGGUCUCUCGGCACUGGCUCCAUCCCACGUCUUCUGACUCUGCACCGAGGGGGAACUCAAUGCGCAUGCACAGCACAGCGCGAGGAUGUCCAGCAUUGUUUCACGGCUUCAAACUCCAUGAAACCGCAGGAAUCUCCUCUAGUGGCUGGCAAUAUAAUCAUUGCGGUUUUAGAUUAAAGAUUCAAGGGGAAAGGGACAUUGCACCCAGACCACUUCAAUGAGAUGAUGUGGUCUGGGUCCCUAUAAUGUCCUUUAAACAUCGAGUGACUAUAGAGAGUAUAUUUUUACCCUUCAUGAUAUUUUCUCCUAUUAACUUGGCAAUCACUCAAACCUAUAGAAACCUUGAGCCCCCACCCAUAAACAGAACAUUUUGUUAUUAAAGAGUAUAGGGUCCCCAGUGAAAAGUGCAUUUCUAAUUUGCUCAGUCCAUCAUAGUGUUCCAAAACUGGAAAUUAAAAAAAAUGUUGUGAAUCACAGAAAAUAAAUAAUUUCUAUGUGCUUUUCAGUUUGGAUGCUUACAUUGGCUUUAUUGACGUAUUGUGGAGGCCUGCUGGUUUGUAAAACCAGGAACUUCACCUACUGCCCCUAUCAGGGAAUGGAAAACAGAAGUUGAAAGGAAACGUGUAGUUUGUAUAUGGUUUGGGAAUUUUCCGGUCACAAAGGACACCCAGCUAUGUUAUUCUAUUUCUUCAAAUAGUUUCCUGUAGCUAAUAAUUACAUGUUAUCUGCCGGCAUGAAAUUUGCAUAGUGGUAUUUAAAGAUCUCUUCUAAAUGUGUCUAUUUAGAAACAUGCCAAACCUGAAGGCAGAUGAGAGCCAGUUGGCCGAUGCAGUGUGAACAUUUUUCAGAACCUAAUUAUUUGCCUAUUGAGUUUAGAAUUAUUUCGCCAGCCAAGUGGAAUUCUUUGAAUUAACCUUGUGCACUGGAUUGAACAUCUUGCCCUAUUUUUCACUGAAACUCCUAAAUGUUUUAAAAGGGACAUUAUACUCCCCUAGAUGCAUCCUGUCAUUCAAACUGCCCUAACAUGCAAUCAGAACAUCAUUUAGCAGUAACAAACAAGUGAAGAUUUAGGUAAAGCUUAAUAGUGCCAUAUGCACUGCUUUCUGGUGCUUAGUCUUACACCCUUCAAUGGAACUAUUAUAGAUUAAAUUAGUGGUUAAGCAUAUAAUAAACAUUUUAUCUGUUUCCUUGUCCCUUCUUGUUUCAGUAACUGUUCUUCUAUUCUUCAUUUCUGAUCUAUUUCUCUUUAAAAUACAAUACAAAAUAUAUGAAUGUAGCGCUUAUUAAAAAAAAAAAAAGAAAUAGUAAAUCACCUUUUUAAGAUGGCUUAAAUGAAGGAAAUUCGUAUAUCUCAAUUAAAUAUCUGUAAAAGACAAUUUAACAUAGUGCAAAUCAUACAACAAAAUUGAUGAAAGCAAACUGCUAAUAUGUAAACUCACAGACGUGGAGCUGUGGGCCCAGCUCCAGGUUAAUGCGUCUUUGGAUCAGUUUAGGCGAUCCACCCCUAUUAUUGAUAUCAUUUCUUUUUAUUCUACAAAACACAACAAGGGGUACCACCAAUUACGCAGUAUCGUUUAAAUAUAUAAAAAGUGGAAGUAUAAAAUUUUUGAGAGUCAAUACUCACAAUGAUGGAGUCAUAGAGAUAUGACUCAAUUAACCCGCAUUGUGCAGAUCAAGGACUGCACUCCUUCUUUGAUGAGAAGUAAAAACUGGAACCAAUUUCUUAUAGAAAUAAAAGUAACAAUUUUAUUCACUUAUACAUACAAAAUUAAAUGCCUAUAUCAGCUUAAAAAGACCGGAACGCGUUUCAACAAUUUCAAUUGGCUUCCUCAGCCGGAUAAAAAUGAUGCAUCCGGCUGAGGAAACCAAUUGAAAUUGGCAAAACACGUUCCGGUCUUUUUAAGCUGAUAUAGGCAUUUAAUUUAGGUAGGGAUGAGUUUUUCUAUUAUUUUUUUCAUUAUUAUUUUAAUUUUUUUUACAUAUGCUUCAUUUAAAAAAAAAAAAAAAAAUCUAUUUCAUUUCAAAACUUGAUGAAUGGAUUAUUAUAUUUUAAAAAAUAGUUUUAACAUGACGGUUGUCCUGUCCUUUGCACUCGGCAGCCAGUAUAGAGAAAGCAUAUAGAGAAGAAAAGAUUUUAAACAGUGUUUCUGGUUUUCUUCCUCAUUUGAAAUGUUUGCCUGGACUUUGCUUUUUUUGGACGGGAUUAUGUCAUUUGCUAAAAGUUCAAUAUAAAUUUAAAUGAAAAUGGAGCAUUUCUUGAAAUGAAACUGUUAACACGCGUUAUAGGUGAUUUUUGUUGUUAAGUCAGUGUUGUAAAUUCCAGAGACGUGACCGCUCCCCUUUUACCCAAAUUAGGGCAAAUUUUGUGGUCUACUUUAAUCACAGCAGCAACUCAAUGUAUUAGUUUUGGUGCACAGAAUAUAAUUAGUUUAAGCACUACAGCAGUCUGCAAAAAUCGCUGCAGCUAUAAGUUUGCCCCUAUGAACCUGGAGUUAAAGAGAGAUGCAGUUGGGUACUUGGCGUACUGUAAUUACAUGCACACAUACACACUUUGCUCGUCUGUCUUUUAGGAAGUGAUUUAAGAGAACAUGAGAUAUUACAUGAGCUAUUAAUAUGGUUAGUUACAGUGCGGUUUCCCCUGCUGACAGUUACAGAGCGAUGGAAACAUCUCCAGCAAAAUCAGUGUUAAUAUGUAUCAAUUAUUCUAAUAACUGUGAAGUGGUUUUCCUGUUAAUAAGCAUGUACUUUUUUUAAUCUAGGUAUGAAUCCCCCCAAGUUGCCCUGCAUUGUGGAAUCAUGCUUCGGGAAUGUGUCCGUCACGAGCCACUUGCCAAAACUGUAAUUUACUCUGAGCAGUUUGGGGACUUCUUUAAAUAUGUAGAAAUGUCAACAUUCGACAUAGCUUCCGAUGCCUUUGCUACAUUUAAGGUAAAUUAUUUAAUGCCUAGCUCAGUGUUUAUGCAAUUUCAAAUAGCACUCAUACCAAGUUUAUUUUUCUCAAUGCGUCAGAGAAAAGCAGGGAUCCAAGGGAUUGAUUGUUUUUUUCCCAAACACAGAUGCGGCCAUCAGUGGCAAAGUGCUCUCAGCUUCUAUGCAGGAAAAGCCUAACAGUGCAAUUUAAAUGGCAGUGUGCAAAGUAACACUUCAUUAAACAGUAUUGAACAUGCUAUUCUCUAGAAUAGAGUAAACAUUAAACCUCAAUAAGCAGCCGCAUGUCUGCAUCCAUCUCUCUCUACUUAAAAAAAACACUCCAAGCACCAUAACCACUGCAUCCCUAUGUAGUGGUUAUGGUGCCAGUAGUGCUCUGGCACUGUUGCAUGAAAAGUCAUUUUAGUAUGGUUUUACUGGGUGCCAAACGCUACCCCCACCAGUAAGUUGUCAAACCAUUCUAAAAUGACAUUACAUAUGGUGGGACAGCACCGAGUAGUGGUUAUGGUGCUUGGAGUAUUUGCUUAACUGGUAAAUCUCCAUAUACAAAUUGGAAAUAGAAGGAAAGUAUAAGGGGCAUAUCGUAGCAACUACUUAGUGGAAUCCAGGAUCUCGUAGAAUAAUAAAACAUCCACAUAUAAACAAGUUGUUUGUUUUUAAAUCUUUUUGAAAUUAUUAUUUUUAUUUUUUUAACAACUAAUGUGGUCAGUACAUUACUGUACCUGCUGAUACGCACUGGUAAAAUACAGUAGAAUGAUUUCGUAACGCCUUAGAAUCUGACUUUGCGUUGAUGAAACCAAUUAUUACCUAUUUAGACUGAGAUACAGUAAAAAGACUCCACUAUGGCCUGUUUAACAGCUUGGAGACUGUGUAUGCAAAUGAAGAUCAUACUGUCAGAUGUUUGUGUUUUUAUUAGAUAACAGUUCAUCAAAUGUGCCAUUAUACUCCACCCAGGCUGCAAUUUCUAUCAAAGAAGCCAAAGUUAAAGUGAAUGUUUGUUUUAAUGCAAACCACGCAGAGUGCAUAACAAUAUGCACUACAUUUACUGGCGGUUUGACAAGCACAUUGUAAAAAUGUAAUAAAUGGCUAUAUCACAGUAGUAUUUUUAAUAGCAGGUCAGUUAAUUCUUUUACAGGGGUUACUCAAUACUAUGUGAGUUGGUGGUAAAUCAAAUUAAAGCUAUUUUUCAGGAAGUAAGUAGGGAGGCUGUUUGAAUCCCAGCAAGGAGAGAUGUGGCUAGGCUGUGUAAACAAAGAGAUUUAACAUCUAAAUGGCAUACUAUUGAUCAUAGAGAUUUCAGGGCAAUGAUCUAAACACCAAAACUGCUUCAUUAAAUGAGCACUAUAUGGUCAGGAACACAAACAUGUUUUCCUGACCCUAAAGGGUUAAAACCCAUCCUGGCACCCGUUUGCCUCCCUAAAUAUAGUAAAUCUUACUAGUAUUUAAGCCUGAAGCUGCUGGCUUUGUCACAGUUUCCUUUUACCCUGCCUGCUGAUAUCAUCAGAAGUGGUAGCCUGAUCCAAUCACAAUGCUUCCCCAUAGGAUUGGAUGAGACUGACAAGGAGGCAGAUCAGGGGCAGAGCCAGCAUGAUUCAAUGAAGCUCUAUGGGGAAAGUUCAGUGUCUGCAUACAGAGGGUGGAGAUACUGAAUGUUUGGAUGCAUUUUAGGCAGCCAUGACCCAGGAAGGAUCUCCAACCGCCAUCUAAGGAGAGGCCAGUGUAGUUAUCACUGGGCUGUAAUGUAAACACUGCGUUUUCUCUGAAAAGACAGUGUUUACAGCAAAAGGCCUGAAGGGAAUGAUUCUACUCACCAGAACAAAUUCAAUAAGCUGUAGUUGUUCUGGUGAUUAUAGUGUCCCUUUAAAGGAACACUAUAGCAUUACAAAUAUGUAUUCCUAGCACUAUAGUGUCCCAUUUACUAUUUAGUACACACAUACACUUUUGGUGCUUAAGAGUGUCCCUUUUAAAAAAAAAAAAUCUUUAUUAAAUUGACCUGCUGCAGGAAUGUGUUUGUGUACUGUAAUUAAAAUAGCAUUAAGAUAUUGAGGUAUUUACAGCAGUAAAUGUGUGGAAUUGUUAGUUCCUGCAGAAUGAUUGAGCUUGUGCCAGGUACAAAGCCGAUUUCAGUGCUGAAAGGACAUUUUGCAACAUUUUCUGUGGCAGUUAUAGCAAACCAUGGCACUGCAGAUCUUUGAACUAUAUUAACCAUGAUGUUCUCUCAGACAACCUGCCCAAUGGCUUUCCUAACACAGUAAAAAUGCAGUUUAUUGUCCCCACAUGGUACUAAUGACCCCUUCCCUAGAUCAGCUAACCCAUCCCUCCUAAAACCACAAUUUUGCCACAACUCCCUAGAAGAAUGGUCCUUUUCUUUCACCAAACUCUACAUAUGCCUCCAAAGGUCUGAUCCACCACAAGCCCACCCCUCUUCAGGAAAAAGUUUAAAACCCACCGACUUCCUUUCAAUUUACAAUUGCACUUAUUUGCGUGAGGACAUCCAGCGUAAUGCUUUUCUAUGGGCGGGUUUAAAUGCGCAUUUGGCUCCACUCAGGAGCCGACAUCGAUAGAGGAGAAGAGGUCACCGGCGCUGGAUUAAGGUAAGCAAAUAAAUGGUUAAUUAACCAUUUAUUCACUGCGGAACGGUUUAGGCAACUAGCACUCUAUAGCCUUAGGAACACAUAUUUUGUAUUCCUAACGCUAUAGUGUUCCUUUAAAUUCAUUUAUAAAUAUAAAUAGUCCUAUUAUUGCACAUAUAUUAAGAAUUUAACAACGUGCUUUCUUUUUAAUCCAUGUAAAACUGAAACCCCUUUUAAUCGUUCUUUACAUUUGAUUCUCCUUAUCCCAUUGUUGGUUUCAGGACCUGCUGACAAGACACAAGUUGAUGGUAGCAGAAUUUCUAGAACAGAACUAUGACAGAGUAAGUAAAAAUUUUAUUCUUCUGUAAAUAACCUCCUCCCAUUGUAAUACUGUAAUACCGUAGAAUUUUAUGCUUUGAACAGGAGGUUCAAAAGUGUCCCUCUAUUUGUAACCAUUCAGGAUAUUUACUAUCAGUAACUGGCGAACCGAAGUUGAACAAUCCUGAUCAAUAUGGACACAGAUAGGAGAUAUGUUUUGUCAGAUAGUCAGUGUUUUGUUUUAAUAAACCACAUGUUUCUUUAAUAAAAAGAAACACAACAUAGCCUGAGAAUAAGAUGGGAUGUACUUUUUAAAGGAACCCUAUAGUGUUAGGAAUAGAAGCAUGUAUUCCUAACACUAUAGUGCUGGAGCAGAAUCUAACCAGAAUUCUCAGAAUAGAAUAAAAGGGUGUUUUACUUACCUUUUCUACAUUUUGCGCUUGUCUCGUCAAUCUUGAUGAUUUCAGCCAAUUUGGAAGCUAUGGCGCAUGCGCUGCAAAAUGCCACGCUGCGCCAAUUAGCAUCUCCUCAUAGAGAUGCAUUGAAUUAAUGCAUCUCUGUGGGGAGUGUUCAGCAUCUUUAUAUAGAAUGUGGGGAUACUGAAUGUAGGUGCUGCACACAUUGCAGCUGAGACCCAGGAAGCACCUCUAGUGGCUGUCUGAGUGACUGCACCUAGAGGUGUUACUAGGCAGCAAUGUAAACACUACCUUUUCUGUUUUCUCUGAAAAGGCAGUGUUUACAUUGCUGAGCAUGCAGGGACAGACAAUAAACACCAGAACCACUGCAUUAAGCUGUAGUGAUUUUGGUGACUAUAGUGUCCCUUUAAAGAUAAAUGUUCUUUCUUGUAUACUGGAGCAGCUAUGCUUCACACUGAAGCCUGUAGGCUGCCUGCUUCACCAACAGCUAGUUAGUUAUUUUUACAUGUUCUCAAUAGUGGAGACCCUAGCUGCAUCCAUCCCAUAUAAUUAUACAUUACAUUUAGAAUUCAGCAUAGAACGUUACUGUACAACCGUUACUAUGCCCAAUGGCCACCGCAUAAUAGCUGGCCUUGUAAAUAAAGUGAGGGGAUUCCUCAAAGAUUCACCCCACUUUCUUAUUGGGCUGGCUGCAGCGUUUAAUUUUUUUAAAUAUCUGCAACUAUCACAUAUGUUUAAAAGAAAAAAAUAAAGAAAUGCCACUUUAAGGCGAUUAUUAAAUGUGACCAAAAUGAGUGAUCCGAAAAUCGGAAUUUCUUGGAAUGUUGUGGUGUCUUGUUUAAUGCUAGAGUGCAUUGUCAAAUUAUAGAAAUAUGCCAAAUAUAGUUACAGAACAUUCAUGAAAAUAGAUCAGACCUGGUUGUUGGAAUCCACAGAUUUCUAAAAAUGAUUUAUUUUGUGGUGUGCUAUUUAAAUGGGGAGUAUUGCGUUAUGAAUAGAGCUUCAGUUGAAGAAAGCCAUAGUGUUUUAUUUCUUUGCCCCAUUCACUAAGACAGGAAAGCUGGCAUUUAGCUGUAAUAAAAGAAUUCAGUUGUGCCCUCAGUGACAGGCAGUAUUGAGGUCUACAGAUCGCAAUAAGGUACACUGUUCUUAGCUUUUUGCACAACAGAUUGACAUGUCCAAAGGGUUUAUUAUUAGUAUGCAAACAAUAUGUUAACCAACAUAUUAUUAGCUAAAUGAUACUAAUAGAGCUGUGAUAUUUAUUGUAACACCCUUGAAAUAAUGGCAUAUUUGGAAGUAAGUUUGGACUACUUCAACAGCCUAAAUGGAUGGAUAAAUAACAAGAAGUUGAAGAAUUCAAAACAAUUGGAGUAAGUACAUGUUUUUAGUACAGAUCACCUUUGACCUUGUAUUUUAGCAAUUAAUAUAAUCAGUGUGACGGGGGACUUUUUCAGUCUCUACUCACCAGUUUCAUUGCAAAUACACUAAAAGUUUAAGAUGCUGAACUCUGGGAUAUGAUCACUGAAAAUGUUACUUGCAACCUGAUUUUGAUGAUCUACUAGCAAAGUUAAGGUCUCAAUCCCAGCAUAUCUUAAAACUCGUAGACUCCUUUUGAGGAACCUCAAAGCUAAUCAGGAUAUUUUAAAUCCAUCACGUGGUUAUGUCCCUCUAACCUUUUUACUGUUCAUUAAGUCUCUUCCUUUUUAGAAAAUCAAUGAACUAAUAAUGUGACUUUUACCUUCUUAGAUAUUUGAUGACUAUGAAAAACUUUUGCACUCUGAAAAUUACGUGACAAAGAGACAGUCACUAAAGGUAGACACUUCAUUUCACCCAAUAUGUGCAUUUUUCUAAAUGUUUUAGUGGAGAAAGAUCACAUACCGUUUCAUAUUCGCUUAUAAUCCAGUGAACAAUUUUUAAAAUUGUGUGUGUGUGUGUGUGUGUGUGUGUGCGUGCGCGCUUUGAUGGAGUAUGUGCCGGGUGCUAGUAAUCCAGGGAAGAAAAAUGUAGAUCUCGGGUAGUGGUCAGCAUCCAUGGACUUAGAGUUAAAAAUUCGAAGUUUAUUAAAUUUCCAUUAAAAUACGAUCAACGUUUCAGUCUCCACUGGGACUUUCAUCAGGAUCACGUGUGUGUGUGUGUAUAUAUAUAUAUAUAUAUAUAUAUAUAUAUAUAUAUAUAUAUAUAUAUAUUCCAAGCAUCUCUACCCAGAACAUUCAUGCAGAGCGUGGCUACGCUGAACGUAGGUACUGCAAACUGGACAGCACUGGACUAGGAAGCAUCUCUAGUGGCUGUUACUAGGUGUUCUCUGAAAAGGCUGUGUUUGUAUUGAAAACCCAGCAGGGACAGGCAAUAGACACUAGAACCACUACAUUAAGUUCUAGUGGUUCUGGUGACUAGAGUCCCAUUAAGAAUUGUAGUUUUGUCAUUGAAAAUAAAGCUUUGUUAGUUUGAAAUAAACCUGGCUCCUAACAUUUGGGAAAUCUUCUUUUUAUCCUACCCGCUGAUUUGGGCUGUAUUGAAAAGAGACGGUUUGACUACUUUGUAUCAGCAUAUCUUAACAAAGUUUCCAAGUGAAAUGCAAUAUGUAGAUUUAGGUGCUACAUUUGGUUCGGUGUUGAUCAUGUGUGGAGCAGAUUUAUUAUUAAGCUGCCCGUUGCAUUGUGAAUAUGAGCAUCUAUACUUAUUUUACCCCAUGAAUUGUGUACCCUUCAGAGCUCUAACACACCCUCCUUUCUUAGCUGCUAGGUGAAUUGAUCCUGGAUCGACACAACUUUUCCAUCAUGACAAAGUACAUAAGCAAACCAGAAAAUCUGAAGCUCAUGAUGAACCUUCUUCGAGAUAAGAGCCCCAACAUACAGUUUGAAGCAUUCCACGUGUUUAAGGUAAGUUGGAGAGCUCUUGCACUCACAGACGUGCUUUUUUGUGCACAAUAUUUUGAAGUAUGUUUUUAUUAGACGUGUGAUGAGACAUGUGACAAAUACCAAAGUAACCCACUAUUCACUACAGGUCGUUCAUUUAGUGUGUUUCUUAUCCUUUCAUGGUCUCUUGUUUACUUUCUCUUAUACUGUUCGUCCUGUUCAUCAUGUGUUCUCUUUUAACCCUUUGUGUCUUUUCCUCUACCUCUUGGGAUGUCCCUUUCUCUGUUGUGGAAUCUUGUUUACCUUUUGUGUCCCAAUUAUUACCCUUCAAUGGACACAUCAAGCACUAGAACUAGCACUCCUUGAUGGUAUGGUUCUGGUGCAAGGUGGCUAUAACUAUCACAUCCUCCUCAUCAGUCCAAAAUAUUAGUACAGGCAAGCAAGAUUUGGUUAUGCUAAGAGGCACAAGAUUAACAUGAGUGAAAGGGAACCUGUAUCUUUGAAAAUAACAAUCAUGUCUGCUAACGUCUUCUGUCCUCUCGCCCAACUCAAUGCUUCUCAUAGAGGAUGCCAUGGGAGCAUUUGAUUGCAAGAUCAAGUUGGACUUUGUCGUGGAGGCGGGAGCAAUUCAAGUUACUGUCCGGAAAACAGACCCCGAUAGUGUAAUUAACCCUUUAAUGUAAAUCACUGCUGUUUCUACAAAACAGCAAUGUUUUACAUUGGUUAAAGUGGCAGAAAAAAAACAGAGGUUUUUCAAACUUAAUGAUGAAGCGGUGUGCCGAAGAGAAGCCAUGUCUUUUUUAAAUCAACUAGCUGCACACAAAGUGCUACGAUUGUGCGUAGAAUAUUUCUGAUGACGCAGAUAGUUUACCACUUACACAUGUUUAUUUGAAUGAUGCUUUAUAUACUAUUUUUUUUUUUCUAUUUCAUACUUUAUCUAAUCCUUUUAGACACUGUACAAUAAAUUUGUGGUUUGUGUCUCUGUCUACUGCAACAUCUGCCGAGUAGAGAAAUUAAUUAUACGCUUUUCUUUGUACUUUUAGGUAUUUGUAGCAAAUCCAAACAAAACACAGCCAAUUGUGGACAUCCUGUUAAAAAACCAGACCAAGUUAAUUGAGUUCCUGAGCACCUUCCAAAAGGAGAGAACGGAUGACGAACAAUUCUCAGACGAGAAGAACUACUUGAUCAAACAAAUACGAGACUUGAAAAAACCCACACCAUGA
This is a messenger RNA of Pelobates cultripes (western spadefoot toad), 17085 nucleotides long. Lineage: Eukaryota; Metazoa; Chordata; Amphibia; Anura; Pelobatidae. The record is from the annotation of a GenBank genome assembly.